GGGCGGGGAACGCGUCACGCCGUUGGGGUGGCGGAGCAGCUGCCGCCGCCGCUGCCGCGCUAGGUUGGGGCCUGCGGCGCGGACCGGUGGCGGAAGGCUCUGUCGGGGCCGCCAUCUUGCCCAGGGCCCCGCCAGACGGAGGUGCACCGCCGCUGCCACUGCCGCGUCUCGCCUCGCUCCCUCCCUCUCUCCCUCCCCCGCCCUCCCCUCCCCCCGCACGCACGGAGCCGUCAGCGCAGAGAGCUCUAGCCGCCCGGGCCGGCCCCUCCGCUGCCACCUUCCUUCCUGCCUGACCGCCUGCCCCCGCGCGUACCGGCCGCCGCUGCCCAGCCGAGCCCCGGCGAGAGGCGAGGGGUGCGUCUGCACCCCCUCCCCCGCGUGCGCCCGGUCCCCGGACGGGGCGGAGCGGAGCGCGCAGGCCCCGACCAAGCCCUAGCCGGAGCUGAAGCCCAGGGCCGCCGGGCAGGAGCUGGUGACGCAGGAAAAACGCCCCGGCGGUGCCGCCGGCGUCGGAGAGAGCGGAGCGGCCAAGGCCGGGAUCUGAAGCGCGGGCAGCGGCGGUAGCUUCGCCCUCUCUCUUCCCGUCGCGGUACACGGUGCCCGCCCGAGGGGGAACCGGGGAAGCGGAGCCGCCCCCUCAGUCAGCCGGCUGCACGCCCGGGAUCGCGGGGCCUGGCAUGAGACUCUGCCCUGCUGGCUGCCUGGGAUGAGGCAGUCGCCGGCCGCGCUCCUUCGGCAGCACCCAAGAGGGCACCGGGCCGUCGCAGCAGCAGCCGCGGGACAAGGGGAAGCCGUGCGGGGGUUAUGCAAUGGUCUCUGCAAGAUGGCAUGUUCUUGAGUUGGAGCUUUUUAAGGCAAACAUAUGCUGGUACUUCAACUUUACUAAGUGGACUAUAAUUUCUUCUCUCACAUCAACUACAUAAGCAGACAAAAUUGCAAAGAUCUGCCCUGUGUCGAGUAUGACAGCCACGACUCGUGGCUCUCCCGUAGGAGGGAAUGAUAGCCAGGGCCAGGCUCCUGAUGGGCAGUCCCAGCCUCCCCUCCAACAGAAUCAGACUUCUUCGCCUGAUUCUUCCAAUGAGAACUCCCCAGCAACCCCGCCUGAGGAGCAGGGCCAAGGAGAUGCUCCACCCCAGCUCGAAGAUGAGGAGCCUGCAUUUCCACACACAGACCUGGCAAAGUUGGAUGACAUGAUCAACAGGCCUCGAUGGGUUGUUCCUGUAUUGCCGAAAGGGGAAUUAGAAGUUCUUCUAGAAGCUGCUAUCGACCUAAGUAAAAAAGGCCUUGAUGUCAAAAGUGAAGCAUGCCAGCGAUUUUUUCGAGAUGGGUUAACAACAUCUUUUACAAAAAUCCUUACAGAUGAGGCAGUGAGCGGAUGGAAGUUCGAAAUUCAUAGAUGUAUUAUUAACAACACUCAUCGACUAGUGGAACUCUGUGUGGCCAAGCUGUCCCAAGAUUGGUUUCCCCUUCUUGAACUUCUUGCCAUGGCCUUAAAUCCUCACUGCAAAUUCCACCUAUACAAUGGUACUCGUCCCUCAGAAACAGUUCCUGCAGGAGUCCAGCUUGCUGAAGAUGAACUUUAUGCCCGUCCUCCUGACCCACGAUCACCAAAGGGUUGGCUAGUAGACCUUAUCAACAAAUUUGGCACAUUAAAUGGAUUUCAGAUCUUGCAUGAUCGCUUCAUGAGUGGAUCAGCAUUGAAUGUCCAGAUAAUUGCAGCUCUCAUCAAGCCAUUUGGACAAUGUUACGAAUUUUUGACAUUACAUACAGUGAAGAAAUAUUUCCUUCCGAUUAUAGAAAUGGUUCCACAAUUUUUAGAAAAUUUAACAGAUGAUGAGCUGAAAAAAGAAGCAAAGAAUGAAGCCAAAAAUGAUGCUCUGUCAAUGAUAAUCAAAUCUCUAAAGAACUUAGCUUCAAGAGUUCCAGGACAAGAAGAAACUGUAAAAAACUUAGAAAUAUUUAGGUUAAAAAUGAUACUUAGGUUAUUACAAAUUUCUUCUUUUAAUGGUAAAAUGAAUGCAUUAAAUGAAGUUAACAAAGUAAUAUCCAGUGUGUCAUAUUAUACUCAUCGGCAUGGUAAUCCUGAAGAAGAGGAAUGGCUUACAGCUGAAAGAAUGGCAGAAUGGAUCCAGCAGAAUAAUAUCUUAUCAAUUGUGUUGAGAGACAGUCUUCAUCAGCCUCAAUAUGUAGAGAAAUUAGAGAAAAUUCUGCGUUUUGUCAUCAAAGAGAAAGCCCUCACUUUGCAGGAUCUUGACAACAUUUGGGCUGCACAGGCAGGGAAACAUGAAGCCAUUGUAAAAAAUGUACAUGAUCUCCUUGCAAAAUUAGCUUGGGAUUUCUCUCCUGAACAGCUUGAUCACCUGUUUGAUUGUUUCAAGGCAAGUUGGACAAAUGCAAGCAAGAAACAGCGUGAGAAGCUACUUGAGCUAAUUCGUCGUCUUGCAGAGGAUGACAAGGACGGUGUUAUGGCUCACAAAGUGCUGAACCUUCUGUGGAAUUUGGCUCAUAGUGAUGAUGUACCAGUUGAUAUCAUGGACCAGGCUCUUAGUGCCCAUAUUAAAAUCUUAGAUUACAGCUGUUCACAGGAUCGAGAUACACAAAAGAUCCAGUGGAUAGAUCGUUUUAUAGAAGAGCUUCGCACAAAUGACAAGUGGGUCAUUCCUGCACUGAAACAAAUUAGAGAAAUUUGCAGCUUGUUUGGUGAAGCACCACAAAACUUGAGCCAAACUCAGCGAAGUCCCCAUGUGUUUUACCGACAUGACUUAAUCAAUCAACUUCAGCACAAUCAUGCCCUCGUUACAUUGGUUGCAGAAAAUCUCUCUGCCUAUAUGGAAAGCAUGAGGCAAUAUGCUAAAGAGCAUGGUGAAUAUGAUCCUCAGACUGUAAGACCAGGAAGCAGAUACAGUCAUGUGCAGGAAGUACAGGAGCGACUUAACUUCUUACGAUUUUUAUUGAAGGAUGGUCAGCUGUGGCUCUGUGCCCCUCAGGCGAAGCAAAUAUGGAAGUGUUUAGCUGAAAAUGCGGUUUAUCUUUGUGAUCGUGAAGCCUGUUUUAAAUGGUAUUCCAAACUAAUGGGGGAUGAACCAGACUUAGACCCUGACAUUAAUAAGGACUUCUUUGAAAAUAAUGUGCUUCAGCUGGAUCCUUCCCUAUUAACAGAAAAUGGAAUGAAAUGUUUUGAACGUUUCUUCAAAGCUGUGAACUGUCGAGAAGGAAAGCUAGUAGCAAAAAGACGAGCCUAUAUGAUGGAUGAUCUGGAAUUAAUAGGAUUAGACUACCUUUGGAGGGUUGUGAUUCAGGGAAAUGAUGACAUCGCAAACAGAGCAAUAGAUCUUCUUAAAGAGAUCUAUACUAAUCUUGGCCCAAGAUUGCAAGUUAAUCAGGUAGUGAUUCAUGAAGACUUCAUUCAGUCCUGUUUUGAUCGUCUAAAAGCCUCCUAUGAUACAUUAUGUGUGUUGGAUGGAGAUAAAGACAGUAUCAAUUGUGCAAGACAAGAAGCAAUACGAAUGGUGAGAGUGUUGACUGUUUUAAGAGAGUAUAUAAAUGAAUGUGACAGUGAUUACCACGAAGAGAGAACUAUUCUACCUAUGUCAAGAGCUUUCCGUGGUAAACAUAUCACACUGGUAGUUCGUUUUCCAAACCAAGGCCGUCAGGUGGAAGAUCUGGAUAUUUGGUCUCACACAAACGACACAAUUGGCCAAGUGCGACGUUGUAUUCUCAAUCGUAUUAAAGCCAAUAGUGCACACACCAAAGUGGAACUGUUCAUUGGUGGUGAGCUGGUGGACCCUGCAGAUGAUAGAAAAUUAAUUGGGCAGUUGAAUCUCAAAGAUAAAACGCUAAUUACAGCUAAGCUUACACAGAUAAAUUCUAAUAUGCCCUCAAGUCCAGAUAGUUCUUCUGACUCCUCAACUGGUUCUCCGGGCAACCAUGGCAAUCACUACAGUGAUGGUCCAAACCCUGAAGUUGAAAGCUGUUUGCCUGGAGUGAUCAUGUCUCUGCAUCCUCGGUACAUCUCUUUUCUUUGGCAAGUAGCAGACUUGGGCAGUAGCCUAAAUAUGCCACCUCUUAGAGAUGGAGCACGUGUUCUUAUGAAGCUCAUGCCACCAGAUAAUACUACAGUUGAGAAACUAAGAGCUAUUUGUUUAGAUCAUGCAAAGCUUGGGGAAAGCAGCCUUAGUCCAUCCCUUGAUUCUCUAUUCUUCGGUCCUUCUGCCUCACAAGUGCUGUAUCUAACAGAGGUAGUUUAUGCCUUGCUAAUGCCUGCCAGUGCACCUCUGGGAGAAGAUGCCAGUGACUUCCAAUACAACUUCUUAAAAAGUGGUGGUUUACCUCUUGUAUUGAGCAUGCUGACUAGAAAUAACUUCCUGCCAAAUGCAGAUAUGGAAACUCGAAGGGGUGCCUACCUUAACGCUCUAAAAAUAGCCAAAUUAUUGCUAACAGCAAUUGGAUAUGGCCAUGUUCGAGCUGUGGCAGAAGCUUGUCAGCCAGUUGUGGAAGGCACAAGUACAGUUUCACCGAUAAACCAGGCUACACAUGACCAGGCAGUGGUGCUACAAAAUGCCCUGCAAAACAUUCCUAAUCCAACCUCAGAAUGCAUGCUAAGAAAUGUAGCAAUACGUCUUGCACAGCAAAUAUCUGAUGAGGCUUCAAAAUACAUCCCUGAUAUCUGUGUUAUUAGGGCAGUACAAAAAAUUGUUUGGGCAUCAGGUUGUGGGUCAGUUCAACUGGUUUUCAGCUCGAAUGAGGAAAUUAGUAAAAUCUAUGAAAAGACAAAUGCAGGAAAUGAACCAGACAUGGAAGAUGAACAAGUUUGCUGUGAAGCACUGGAGGUGAUGACCUUGUGUUUUGCAUUGAUUCCAACUGCAUUGGAUGCACUCAGUAAAGAAAAGGCCUGGCAGACGUUUAUCAUUGAUUUGCUAUUGCAUUGCCACAGCAAAACUGUUCGUCAAAUGGCACAGGAGCAGUUCUUUUUAAUGGCUACCAGGUGUUGCAUGGGACAGAGACCUCUCCUUUUCUUCAUUACCCUGCUGUUUACUGUUCUAGGGAGUACUGCAAGAGAGAGAGCUAAGCAUUCUGGAGACUACUUCACUCUCUUAAGACAUCUUCUUAACUAUGCUUACAACAGUAGUAUUAAUGUACCCAAUGCUGAAGUUCUUCUCAAUAAUGAAAUUGACUGGCUAAAGAGGAUUAGGGAUGAAGUAAAAAGAACAGGGGAAACAGGUGUUGAAGAAACUAUCUUAGAGGGUCACCUUGGAGUAACAAAAGAGUUAUUAGCAUUCCAGACACCUGAGAAGAAAUACCAUAUUGGUUGUGAAAAAGGAGGUGCUAAUCUCAUUAAAGAGUUGAUAGAUGAUUUCAUCUUUCCAGCAUCCAAUGUUUAUCUACAGUACAUGAGAAAUGGAGAAUUGCCUGCUGAGCAGGCCAUACCAGUCUGUAGUUCACCAGCUACUAUUAAUGCUGGCUUUGAGCUGCUAGUUGCACUAGCAGUUGGAUGUGUCCGAAAUCUGAAACAGAUAGUAGACACCUUGACUGAAAUGUAUUACAUAGCUUGUGAAGCUCUUACAGAAUGGGAAUAUUUGCCACCUGUUGGGCCUCGACCACCAAAGGGAUUUGUGGGACUAAAAAAUGCUGGUGCCACUUGUUACAUGAAUUCUGUAAUUCAGCAGCUGUACAUGAUUCCAGCCAUCAGGAAUGGGAUUCUUGCAAUUGAAGGCACAGGCAGUGAUGUAGAUGAUGACAUGUCUGGGGAUGAAAAGCAGGACAAUGAGAACAAUGUUGACCCACGAGAUGAUGUGUUUGGUUAUCCACAUCAGUAUGAAGACAAACCAGCACUGAGUAAAACAGAAGAUAGAAAAGAGUACAAUAUUGGAGUUCUGCGGCAUCUCCAAGUGAUCUUUGGUCAUUUAGCAGCUUCCAGGCUACAGUACUAUGUACCAAGGGGGUUUUGGAAACAAUUUAGACUUUGGGGUGAACCUGUAAAUCUUCGUGAGCAACAUGAUGCUUUAGAAUUUUUUAAUUCCUUGGUGGACAGUUUAGAUGAAGCUUUAAAAGCUCUGGGCCAUCCAGCAAUGUUAAGUAAAGUUUUAGGAGGGUCCUUUGCUGAUCAGAAGAUUUGUCAAGGAUGCCCACAUCGGUACGAAUGCGAGGAAUCCUUCACAACUCUGAAUGUAGAUAUAAGAAAUCACCAAAACCUUCUUGAUUCUUUGGAACAGUAUGUCAAAGGAGAUUUAUUGGAAGGUGCAAAUGCAUAUCAUUGUGAAAAAUGCAACAAAAAGGUUGAUACAGUGAAACGCUUAUUGAUUAAGAAGUUGCCUCCAGUUCUUGCAAUCCAGUUGAAGCGAUUUGAUUAUGACUGGGAAAGGGAAUGUGCAAUCAAGUUCAAUGAUUAUUUUGAAUUUCCACGAGAGCUGGACAUGGAGCCUUACACAGUGGCAGGUGUAGCUAAAUUGGAAGGAGAUGAUGUAAAUCCUGAAAAUCAGAUAAUACAAAAUGAACAGUCUGAAAAUGAACACUCUGGGAGCACAAAAUACAGGCUUGUUGGAGUACUUGUACACAGCGGCCAGGCCAGUGGUGGACAUUAUUACUCUUACAUUAUCCAGAGGAAUGGUGGAGAUGGUGAGAAAAAUCGGUGGUAUAAAUUUGAUGAUGGAGAUGUGACAGAGUGUAAAAUGGAUGAUGAUGAAGAAAUGAAAAAUCAGUGUUUUGGUGGAGAAUACAUGGGAGAAGUAUUUGAUCACAUGAUGAAGCGUAUGUCCUACAGACGCCAGAAGAGGUGGUGGAAUGCUUAUAUUCUUUUUUACGAACGUAUGGACACAAUAGACAAAGACAAUGAACUAAUAAAAUAUAUUUCAGAACUUGCUAUCACCACUAAACCCCAUCAGAUUAAAAUGCCAUCAGCCAUUGAACGAAGUGUACGGAAGCAGAAUGUGCAGUUCAUGCAUAAUCGUAUGCAGUACAGCUUAGAAUAUUUCCAGUUCAUAAAGAAGUUGCUUACCUGUAAUAGUGUCUACUUAAAUCCUCCUCCAGGACAAGAUCAUCUGUUGCCUGAAGCAGAAGAAAUAACUAUGAUUAGCAUUCAGCUUGCUGCUAGAUUUCUCUUCACCACAGGAUUUCAUACAAAGAAAAUAGUCCGUGGCCCUGCUAGUGAUUGGUAUGAUGCAUUAUGCAUCCUUCUUCGUCACAGCAAGAAUGUACGCUUUUGGUUUGCACACAACGUCCUUUUUAAUGUUUCAAACCGCUUCUCUGAGUAUCUUUUGGAAUGCCCUAGUGCAGAAGUGAGGGGUGCAUUUGCAAAACUUAUAGUAUUUAUUGCACAUUUUUCACUGCAAGAUGGACCAUGUCCUUCACCCUUUGCCUCUCCUGGACCUUCCAGUCAGGCUUACGAUAACUUGAGUUUAAGUGAUCACUUACUGAGAGCGGUACUCAAUCUCCUAAGAAGGGAAGUAUCUGAACAUGGGCGCCACUUGCAGCAGUAUUUCAAUCUGUUUGUGAUGUAUGCCAAUCUAGGCGUAGCAGAGAAGACGCAACUUCUGAAACUAAAUGUUCCUGCAACGUUCAUGCUUGUGGCUCUUGAUGAAGGUCCAGGCCCUCCAAUUAAAUACCAGUAUGCUGAACUGGGGAAGCUAUACACUGUUGUGUCACAGCUGAUCCGUUGCUGCAAUGUAUCAUCACGGAUGCAGUCUUCUAUCAAUGGUAAUCCCCCACUUGCCAACCCUUACGGUGAUCCUAACUUAUCUCAACCUAUAAUGGCACUUCAGCAGAACGUAGCAGACAUUUUGUUUGUGAGGACUAGUUAUGUGAAGAAAAUUAUAGAAGAUUGCAGCAACUCUGAAGAGACCAUCAAAUUGCUUCGUUUCUGCUGUUGGGAGAAUCCUCAGUUCUCUUCCACUGUCCUCAGUGAACUUCUUUGGCAGGUUGCAUAUUCAUACACAUACGAGCUUCGACCUUAUUUGGAUCUGCUUCUUCAAAUCCUAUUAAUUGAGGAUUCUUGGCAAACUCACAGGAUUCACAAUGCACUUAAGGGAAUCCCGGAUGACAGGGAUGGACUAUUUGACACCAUUCAGCGCUCUAAGAAUCAUUAUCAGAAAAGAGCUUACCAGUGUAUAAAGUGCAUGGUAGCUCUCUUCAGCAACUGUCCUGUAGCCUACCAGAUCCUUCAGAGCAAUGGAGAUUUGAAGAGAAAAUGGACCUGGGCAGUAGAAUGGCUUGGAGAUGAACUCGAGCGUAGACCAUACACUGGCAAUCCCCAGUACACCUAUAAUAAUUGGUCUCCACCAAUACAAAGCAAUGAAACAUCAAAUGGCUACUUUUUAGAGAGAUCACACAGUGCUAGAAUGACUCUUGCAAAAGCUUGUGAACUCUGCCCAGAGGAGGAACCAGAUGAUCCUGAUGCCCCAGAUGAACAUGAGUCUUCUCCACCUGAAGAUGCCCCACUGUAUCCCCAUUCACCUGGUUCCCAGUAUCAACAGAAUAACCACGUGCAUGGACAGCCAUAUACAGGCCCAGCAGCACAUCAUAUGAACAACCCUCAGCGAACUGGCCAACGAGCACAAGAAAAUUAUGAAGGCAGUGAAGAAGUUUCCCCGCCUCAGACAAAAGAUUAGUAAAAUGCACAUAAUCAAUUAACUUGCUCCAUCAAGACUGUGCACCCAGGCCUUACAGUCCAACCUUUCUCUGUGUCUGGCUAAUAUUUAAAACUAGAAAAACUAUUCCUAAUCAACAUGGAGUGGAGAGUCUAUUCACUGUCUUAUCUGCAGAAAAUUGCUGUCAAUAUAUAACCCGCCUGCAGUGGAAAGUGUAUAGUGUUUUGUAAUAAAUGGCCUGAUGCUAAUGUGUAAAUGGCAAAGGUGUAUAUAGUAUAUUAAUGUUUGACUGUUAAUUCUUGAGCAAGAAACAUUUUUUUUGUCUUGAUGAGACUCACAGAUCUACAAAAACAAAAAAAUAAUUUCUUGAUAUAUCUUCUGCGCUCUGCAACCAGUGUUGCCUGCCUCUUGGCAGUCGGAUCAACUCCUUUAUGAAAAAGCCUGUCCAUGUCAACCACGAAAAUAGUUUCAUGUUAAUUCUUUGCCACUGGAGUCGAUUUUACUAUGAGCAACGUAAUGGCUGGUAACCUUUUAAUUAUUUGGUUGAUGUGGAGAAUUUGGUGAUGUAACAUUGUUUCUAGAUCUUUUUUCAUUGCCUUUUUCAUUCUGGUAUUAGGUUAAUCACUUUGAAGCUAUAGUUAUGCUGUAACAUUUAGCAUGGCUUCACACCAAGUUAGUGUAGCCAACGAGGGGGGAAAAAAAGUGACAGCAGUUGUCCCAAUGUGACAACUGUAUUGCUCAGAACUUUUUCUUCUUACACCUAGACUAUAAAAUGGGGAGGGAAAAUGUGACAAACAAGUGGUUUUCAGUUUCACAUAUGUUCCUCACAUCUUUGACAGUUCUGUCUCUGGGUGGGAUAAAGAACACUUAGUUUUCAGUAAUAGGAAUUUAAAAGAUUUAAAACAAAUAUGCAAAAAUUUGCUAUGGCAGGAUGCCUGGAGCAUAAUAGACUGUAUUUGGUGUGCUUGUUUUGUUUCUUUGGUAGAGCUUAUUAGAUAAACUUCUAACACUUUCCUUCUACUGCAUCCCAGUGAAGCGGAAGUCAACGAAAUCACACAGUACUUGUGAGUGCCACUGCACUAAGUUAACUUGCUGGUUUUCUGCUCGUUCACAGUUCUACUUGAAAGUGAGAAUUGUCUUAGCUCUUUAUCCAUUAUACAGGAAAUCUUAACAUUAGGAGCAGGGUUUAAUUAUAAAAAAAGAAACUACUGGUUAGUCAAAUACAAUUCUGAGGUAUCUCUAUUCCAGAAUAAACAUUUGUUUAAAUACUUCAAGAAACGCAUCAGUAAAUACUGUAUUUAAAUGAAAAUUGGUAACUUGAAUGUGUGUAAUUUUUUGGAACCUGUCUAAAAACCAAAUACCCCUGCAAAACAGAUACAGCCCACCCUAUACUAUUUAAAUAUUUUGCUGUUUUAUUUUAUAGAAAUUAUUUUGCUGAAUUCACAAAUAGAAUUUGAUUUAAGAAGAAUGUUUUGUCCUGUGGUGUGUGUUGUUUUUUGGUUUUGUUUUUUUGGUUUUGGUUUUUUUUUUUUUUUAAUGGACUGCACAGAAAGGUGAAUUCUGUGCAGUGGCACUAUGCUGAAUUCUGGAGCAACAGUCACAUUGAGAUUCUGUGCACCCACAAAAAAAAUUUGGCCCUUAAGAAUAAAAUCACUAGGACGAUUACACUGUAAAAGUUUCUUAAUGUGAUUUAUCUUGUACUUUUUGUAUGUUUUUAUAUAUACAUAUAUAUUUAAUGAGCACAAGCUUGAUGGUGUUUUUUACAAAUGAGUUGAUAGAAACAAAGCUGCUUAUCAAAUUAAAAGUCUGUAGUUUUGAAAUGAACAAAGGAAAAUUCGGUUGCAAGUGCAUUCUUACACAUUUAGCAUAAUAAGGAAGAGAGACAGAAGAUUUUUUAAUAUGAUGUGUAGCAAUGAUCACUUAUGCUUCCGUGUUUUCCCUAGUGCUCAAGUUAAUUCAGAUUUUUUUAUAGUUUUUUAGUAAUACCAUUUUCCUGGGACUUAGUAAACUUGGAUCAAGUGCUCCCAUUUAUGUUUGGGAGUGCUUGUUGGAGGUUUUAAUUCAAAAAUUCUACCCUGAGUACUCAAGUUGAAGUUCAUAUUUAUUUGGACCAGUAAUUCUUGAAAAAGCGAUCUCAGAGGUGAUUAUUAUGUAUUUUCUACUACAUAGCUAAAAUACAAUAUACUAGUUCAGCCUUGCAAAUGUGUUUGCUUUUAAUAGUGCAAUGAUUGUAGAAACAUGUCAGAUCUGUGACACUUAAAGCUGUGACUCUCUUCAGUCAUACACACCUCUGUCCCUGAAUUGGGAGUGACUGCAGUGGCACUUGUUUUUCAGGCAGCAAAUUAAAAAUAUUGUGCAUCUUUUUGACUUUGAAGAAG
This is a messenger RNA of Calypte anna (Anna's hummingbird), 10960 nucleotides long. RefSeq names its product ubiquitin specific peptidase 9 X-linked (gene USP9X). Gene Ontology annotation, cellular component: nucleus; cytosol. The record is from RefSeq and is a predicted model, not a curated record. Gene Ontology annotation, molecular function: cysteine-type deubiquitinase activity; cysteine-type endopeptidase activity. Lineage: Eukaryota; Metazoa; Chordata; Aves; Apodiformes; Trochilidae. The transcript is spliced from 45 exons. Gene Ontology annotation, biological process: cell migration; protein deubiquitination. The coding region runs from base 960 to 8603 and encodes 2547 amino acids.